Molecule: messenger RNA, 1248 nt
Organism: Arctia plantaginis
Lineage: Eukaryota; Metazoa; Arthropoda; Insecta; Lepidoptera; Erebidae
Source: the annotation of a GenBank genome assembly
AUGCAAAUAAUAUAUGUUAGAAUUGGCAGUACGAAUUCAUCAUCUGGAGGUACUCAGUAUCAGGCUACGUCAUUCUACGCCCACCCUGGCUAUAAUAGCCGAACAAGUGAUUACGACGCUGGUGUGGUGAGAAUACGAGGGGGAAUGAACUUGGAUGGAACUAACGCUAGAGCUAUACCUCUGGUUAAUGUGGGUUAUGAUCCGAAAGAGGGAGCUGAAGUGAUUCUCACUGGUUGGGGUGCUACUUCCCAAAACGGCAGCACUAGUAAUACUUUGAUGGUAGUUCAAGUACCUGUUGUUUCUCGAACGCAAUGCAAUGAAAUCUUGAGGAACAGUAUCACUAAUAGAAUGUUUUGCGCUGGGCUCAAUGAAGGUGGGAAGGACACGUGUCAGGGGGAUUCCGGUGGUCCUGCUGUGACCAGUUCAUCUAACAGGCUAGCAGGCAUAACCUGUUUCGGUUUUGGAUGUGCUCAACCCGAUUCACCUGGAGUAUACACCCUUGUUGGUGCUAAAAGUUAUCACAAAAUCGGACUUGAUGACGGCAAUGAUGAAAAGAUAGUCGGUGGUGAGGAAACAACUAUUCCAAACCAUCCAUACCAAGCGUUUUUAAAGCUGUACGACGGUGAAGAUUACUAUGGAUGUGGUGGAUCUAUUGUUAGUAAAUAUUAUGUAGUGACUGCAGCACACUGUUUAGCGAGAAUGCAGAAAAUUUACCUUAGAAUUGGCAGUACCCAGAAAUAUUCUGGAGGCACUGAAUAUGAGACAACGACGUUCUAUUCUCAUCCUCGUUAUAAAAGUCCCGAUUUUGACUACGACGUUGGGGUUGUCAAUAUACCUAAGGGGAUGGACUUGGAUGGAACUAAAGCCAGCACAAUACGUUUAGUUGGUUUCGGCAAUGAUCCGCAAGACGGUGAGGACGUUACUCUCACUGGUUGGGGUGACACCGCCGAAAAUGGUACUAGUUCUAAUAUUUUGAGGGUUGUUGAAGUACCAAUUGUUAAUCGAACGCGAUGUAAUGAGCUGCUGAAUUAUCGAAUUACAUCCAGGAUGUUUUGUGCUGGUACCGAAGAAGGUGGAAAGGAUACAUGUCAGGGAGAUUCUGGUGGUCCAGCUGUUAUUAACUCAAGCGGUCAAUUAGCAGGAAUAAUCUCUUUUGGGUUUGGGUGUGGCCAACCAAAUUCUCCCGGCGUCUACACCCGAGUAGGGAAUAUGGAGAUAAGAUUCUAUCUAGCUUUAUUUGGGCUGUAA